UGAGACUCUUCAUGUUUGUUUGCCAGCCUGUCUUUGACGUGAAGGUGAGCGUGGAGUGCCUGAGGUCAGAGCCUCUGCAGGAGCUGCUUUCUGCUCAGACAGUAACCAGGCAGCAGGGAUGAGCUACCUGGAUGAAGUUCCCUUCAGCAAGCCCUGGAGCCUUGAUGGGGACUCAGGGGGAGAAGUCACUUUAAUCACUGCUCCAACCAUCGAGGUCCCCGACUGCACCGACAUCCUCAUGAGCACCAUGUACAGCUUCUCACUGGAAAGGAAAGUGCUUUACUGGGUUGAGGUGGCCUCUCAGCAGCAAACCUCCUGCCAUCGGGUCACCUCUGAAGUCAUCCCCACGGCUCCCCCAUGCUGGCUGCUGCUGGUGGACCCUGCUGACCGCUAUGGGGGGAGAGCACGGGACGGGCCCGUGCGGCGCAGCAUCAGCCUGAGCGCUGCUGACAGCAGCCAUGGGCCUGCCAAGGGCAGAGGUGCCUUGUCCGACACUGAGAGUGAGACCUGGUGCUCGGAGGAGGAUGGGUACUCGGAGGAUGAUGAGUACUCCUCAACCUCAUGGGAAGAGAGCGACAAGGAUGAUAAGAAUUCCAGGAGGAGAAACGCUGGGAAAACAGGGGCUCCACAUCAUGGGUUUUACCAGACCAGACCAAAGACAUCACCCGGCUUGCUGGAGCCCUCACCGGACAGCAGCAUCCGCAGCACAGCCAGCCCGGUCCUGAACCAGCAGAAGAGAUCCAUGGUGAUCUUUAACAACAUGAAGAACGAGCUGGAAGCAGCCAGGAGGAAGCUGGCUGCUCUGGUGCACCCUCUGAACAGAGCUGCUGUGGAGAGCAGGGUCCCUGUGCCACAGCCUCUGCCCCAGCGUCCCCACACCAGCCGCGGCGUCAGGUUCAGGCCAGCCCCGGAUGCAUCCCAGCUGGGGACCCUGGUGCCAUCGCCUCCAGCUGCACCGAUGCCCCCCAUCAAAUGGCAUAAACCCACAGUGCCGUCCCUCAGCCCCUAUGCCUGCCUCCCCCCUGCCUCCGCACCUGCACAGCCCCUCAGCUCCUGCAGAUCCCAGCCGGAUCCGGCCGCUGACCUGCUCUCAGCACUGAGCCAAGAGGAGCGAGACCUCAUCGAGCCCGUGAUAGCCUUGGGCUACCCCACCCACAAAGCCAUCCUCACCCUCCAGAAGACUGGAAGGCAAAGCUUAAGUCAGUUCCUGAGCUACCUGAGCGCCUGUGACCGGCUGCUGAAGCAGGGCUACGAGGAAGGGCAGGUGGAGGAGGCCAUGGAAAUGUUCCAGUACUCGGAGAAAAAGGCUGCUGAAUUCUUGCAUCUGUUAUCUCAGUUCAAUGAUAUGGGUUUCCAGCAAAAUGAAAUCAAAGAAGUUCUUCUGCUUUGUGGGAAUCAGAGGGAGAAGGCAUUGGAAGAGCUCGUGAUGAAAGCCCAGUGACCUGCACCCUGGAUCCCAGCCACAGCUCCCCCUCAGUCUGGACCACAUAAGGACUCAGCACACGUUUACCCUUCUGCUGCUCCAUGCCCACCCCAGCACCACAACUCCUGGGCACAGACCUCCAGAGCACUGGCUGGUGUCCAGUCCCGGUGUAUGGACAUCCACCAUAAGCGUGUGGGGCACUGCACUAAGGCAAAGGCUUUCUACCAGGAAUGUUUAUCCCUUCACCCACACAUCUCCCACCUUGAUCAUCUCAGUUCUUCAGAUUAGAUGCAGUAAGAUCCAAGCUGCCUUUGGCUUAGGUUUUGUAAAACCCAAAGCAGUUUUCUUCCUCCUCUGGGGGUGAUGGGUGUUGUGUUUUCAACUGCAGUUCAAUGUGGAUGCUUGAAAGGGUCUAUAAAUCAACAGCAGAUGCAGUUCUCAUAAAAACAGGGCUCCUGAAGAGGCAUUUAUUGGGCCUUGCUUGGCAAGAGUCUCAUCCAGCUUAGCUGUGGUUUGAUAUUGUAAUCGAUACCCAGUCUGAUCACAUCAGUUCCUGUUAAACCAAGAACUUGAGAAGCAGAUACAAUUCAAUAAGUAUACAGAAAGAAACCAGGCUGCCCUUGCUCUAGAAAUACAGGAAGUUUAUCCAGUGUGAUGAAAAAUGGCUUAGACAAGGGUUUGUGCUCAGGGAAUUCCAUAAAAUCAGAACAGAGAGACUGGGAACAGCUCAGCUGCCCUCAUGCCCUGCAGGAAUCAGGAAAAUUCAGGGAUGCUUCCCUAAACAGCAGCUCCAAAUGAAGUUAAACACAAAUGUCAGGAUCAGGAAAUCUGGAUGCCCAGGGGACUUCUUGCAUGCAACUGAAGGAUGGAAAACGGGAGGUUCGGGUCACCUCAUGGAAUGUGUCUCUUGG
This is a messenger RNA of Melopsittacus undulatus (budgerigar), 2334 nucleotides long. RefSeq names its product ubiquitin associated protein 1 like (gene UBAP1L). Gene Ontology annotation, molecular function: ubiquitin binding. The transcript has 6 exons. Bases 119 to 1441 code for a protein of 440 amino acids. NCBI's taxonomy places the organism in Eukaryota, Metazoa, Chordata, Aves, Psittaciformes, Psittaculidae. The record is from RefSeq and is a predicted model, not a curated record. Gene Ontology annotation, biological process: ubiquitin-dependent protein catabolic process via the multivesicular body sorting pathway. Gene Ontology annotation, cellular component: ESCRT I complex.